AGAGGUGCCAGCCCUGGUCCUUCACCCCGACGUCAACGCCCCCCAACCCCCGCCCGGCUGCAGGUGGCCACCUGGUCCCCAUGGCGUCACCGUCCUGCCCGGCCCUCCUGGCUACCUGCCUGGCGCUGCAGCUGGCCACAGCCCGGGGUGACGGAUGCAGCGGUUUUGGGAACCUCUUCACGGAGAUCACGGAGAACAGCGCCCACGGGAGCCUGGUGGCCCGGCUGCCACCGGCGGGGGACACGGGCAGCGGUGGCCUCCAGCUCUGCCUGACCGGUGCAGAUGCCACCUGGUUCUACCUGGACGGUCGCAGCGUCAGGCUCAACGUCUCGGCCGGCCGGGCCCUGGACCGUGAGGAGCUGGAGUCCCCAGUGCUGAUGGUGGCCCUGACGUGCGCCGAGGACGGCUUCUCCCCGGUCGAGUACCGGAUCAUCGUCCAGGUCCUCAACGAGAAUGACAACCGGCCCCACUUCCAAGGAGCCACCGUCCUGACCCACAACAUCAGCGAGCUGGCGGCCGUGCACUCGGUGGUGUUCAGCGCCCAGGCGGAGGACGCCGACGGGGACACCCUCAUGUACGUCAUCGACACGGCCUCGCCCGACGCCAGGUUCUUCCGCAUCGACCUGCCCAACAGCGGGAAGGUGGUGUUGGCCCGAGCCCUGGACUUCGAGAGCCGGCAGCAGCUGGAGGUGGUGGUCACCGCCGUGGAGAUGAACACCAAGGAGCGGUUCAACGCCUCGGCCCGGGUGCGGGUGAACGUGCUGGACGGGGACGACCAGUACCCCCAGUUCCUGCCCUGCACCCCCCGCACCCACCAGGGCCUCACCGUCUGCACCAGCCCCGUCUACACCGCCAACGUCACCGAGGGGCAGCUCCAGGGGGGUCCCCUGAGCUUCAGCCCCGGGUCCGUCUACGCCGAGGAUGGGGACAGGGGGUUGAGGGCGGCCAUCACCUACUCCCUGCUGGCAGGUAGGGAUGGGGACACGGGGACACGG
Calidris pugnax (ruff) is the source of this 995-nucleotide messenger RNA. Its product is annotated as cadherin-related family member 5-like. The record is from RefSeq and is a predicted model, not a curated record. NCBI's taxonomy places the organism in Eukaryota, Metazoa, Chordata, Aves, Charadriiformes, Scolopacidae. Gene Ontology annotation, cellular component: membrane; catenin complex; adherens junction. The annotation marks the transcript as partial. Gene Ontology annotation, molecular function: cadherin binding; calcium ion binding. Gene Ontology annotation, biological process: cell morphogenesis; homophilic cell-cell adhesion; multicellular organism development. The transcript is spliced from 8 exons.